Molecule: messenger RNA, 666 nt
Organism: Spodoptera littoralis (African cotton leafworm)
Lineage: Eukaryota; Metazoa; Arthropoda; Insecta; Lepidoptera; Noctuidae
Source: the annotation of a GenBank genome assembly
AUGGCGGCUAGAACAGGUGACAGGUCGAAAUGGAGACGAAGAAAAUGCUCCAAAAGUCCUACAGAAGACGACAAUGAUUGUGCGAGCCUUGCAUGGCUAUUGAACUUCAGAUUGGACGAUUUCGUGAAUAUCAAAGUGCCAGAUGAUGAGCCUGUGGUGAAAGAGCCGAAGGUGGACAUUCCUGAUACACCGCCCGCACUGAAGAAACCUCCGUACACAUACCCAGAGCUGAUAGAAAAAGCUUUGCGAGAGAAUGGGGAGCUGACGGUCUCUGCUAUAUAUCAAUGGAUUUCGGACCGUUUCCCCUUCUACAAAGCUAAUGAUGAACGCUGGAAGAACUCAGUAAGACACAACUUAUCCAUCAACCCUCACUUUCGGAAGGGUGCCAGAGCUCCACAAGGCGCUGGUCAUCUUUGGUCUUUGGCUGCCAAUGCGAUAGACCUGCUGCCACUUAGGAACCCCAUGCUUGAAGAGAAGAAGACUGCUGAUGUUAUCGAAAAGACCAGGAUUUAUGGGUUCCCUAAGGUGAUCGUGUUGGAUGAAGCAGCCAUCGCAGCUGCCAGCAUCAUACCGGACCAAGACUUAUUUACAGGUAGCACAAUGUUCCUAAAUCCUGUGUCGACGGAGCAAGUGGUCAGGGAAAGUGGGCUCAUCACAGUGGAUUAG